AUGAUGUGGAAAUUACUUGUGAUUGCGCAUGUUAUUAUGGGCGUUGGCGCCAAUCCACCCGUGGUUAAAAAGAACCGAAUUGUGAAUUUUCGGAACCACGAAGUUCCGAAAGAUGGAACAGUAAUCAUCAAUCUAGCCGAACUAUCCAUGCAGAAUGCUGUCGAGAUUAUAUGCCCAAAGGAAAAGGGGGGCCACAGCUACGACAUGCUGCCGAACAGGAGGGAGAGCAUUGGGAGUGGCGGUAUUCAUGUUUACGCGACGGUGAAUGGAGUUUACAAGAAGGUGCACAUUGACGACGUGGUGCGGUUUGGGUCGGCCGAAAACCAGCCUAAGCUGGAGCAGCGAUUUGGGAUGACGCGGCUGCUGCUGAACCAGGGCAGGAGCACGGACGUUGUGAGGUACGCGUUUGAGAGCUUCGACGUGCACUGCGCGCCGGCGGGCAACGAGGAGGGCGUGAGCGAGGCGUUGCGCUCGUGCUUGACGUCAAUGUCGAUGUCGGAGCAGGAGGGCGAGAGAACAAGCUGCCCCUCCGGCGAGAGCGGGGAGCGGAGUGCGCCACUGUUGGGCAUAGUGCGGGUGACGCUGAGCAGCGUGCGGCGAGCAUACACUGGCUGCGGCAGUUCGAGUGUACCCUUCAUAAUGGACGCUUCGGGCGGAGUGUCGAGUGAGCGGUCGUGCAUCGUGGACGUGAUGGAGACUCCCGACGUCGGCUUCUACUGCAAGGGCAGGAUAGAGCCUGCCAACUGCCCACUCUCGCUGUACUACGGCUACACUGAUCGGAUAGCUACGCUGCCCUUCAAGGUCGAGGUGAGCUCCGAGGAACGCGAAGGCGGCACCGUGCUUAUCAUGCGCUACGACCGUCUCAGCAUCUCGUCCACCUUCUCCGGGUACUGCCGAUGCGUGGACGUGUCGACGAAGCAGGCGACCGCGAAAAUCGAAAUAAGGAGCCGAAAGAACUACGUCUGCGAUCUCGGUCAGAAGCUGGCGCAGCACGUGUCGAGGCCCAUUGUCGGCGACUGGUGCGACGUGAUGCUGUACCCCGGCAGCUCGCUGGAAAUCCUCUUCCCGGUGUAUCCCGUGGAGCUGCUGCGCCCAGUCAGCGUGGCUCUCCUCGGAGGCUGGGAUAUCUCGGGGCGGAUCUCCACCUUCAUCCCGGAGAGACCGGAUGCGGAGGCGCUCACGCGCACAGUGGAGGACAACAGGCUGGUGUACAGCACGGUGCGACUCGGGUCGGUAGUGGACACCGAGUUGGUGAAAGUCGACAGCGUGUUGCAGUCUGACGGAGUGGUGUCCAUACAGCACAAGGUGUCGCAGUCGGAGGCGGGAGCCGCUGGCAGAGAUCCUGUAUCGCUCUACUUCCGCUGUCUGCACAGGGGCGCCAGGCCCGAGAGGAAUGUAAUCUCCACCAUCAAGGUUACACUGUCGUACGGACCGCGGCAUGAAAUCGUGCCCGUGUAUGCUCAGCCGGAUGCCUCGCAGCGACCAGUGAGGGUGAGCCAGUAUUUCGCUGACGUGUCGGACAUUGCGCGCAUCCACUGCGAGGCUGGCGAGCAGCUGGUUCCGCAGGAUUGCAAUAAGCUCGCCUUCAACGCCAACAGGACCGCGGUCGUCCCUUUUCCUACAGGGCUCAAGGCUUACUGGCACCACGACGAUGGCGGCAUCCGUGACCUCAAGGCCGAGGACUCGCUGACCGCGCCCUUCAGUCUGCACUGCAGCUGCGUCAACGCCGCCGGACUGGAAAUCUCGAGGCUCAGCUUCAACCAGAUGCCGCAAAAUUACACCAUGCGUGGGCGGUCGCCACAUAUCAACUCCCUCGUCAUGGUGCCACGCAUCCAGCUCUUGGACGUCGCCGGCGUGCUCAGGCACGAAAAGAUAGUCAUACCCGUGGCAGACGUCUACAGGGAGGAGCAUGUGCUGCGGGUGUCUCCGGGCACGCUGAACGGCCUGCUCUGCACUCCGCCCAGGGGAGUAGCCAAUGUCAGCAGAGUCCCGCUGCCGGAUGACAUGCGGCCCUUCGUGUCCCCGGUCGAUGCGUCUCUACAAGGUGUGCGGCUGAACACCGACACCGUCAUGCUGCGCCAGGACGAGGACGUCUCGAAGUCCUAUGCCACCUGGAUUCCCUACAACGACGGCACCGAAUUCGUCAACCUCGUCAAGACGGGUGACCAAUAUCAACUGACGAGUGCGCACCUCAGCGAGGUGAUGGUUGCCAAGGAGGCUUCAGCAUUGGGCACAAGGGCGACCACGACAGCGAUCUGA
Molecule: messenger RNA, 2259 nt
Organism: Babesia ovata
Lineage: Eukaryota; Apicomplexa; Aconoidasida; Piroplasmida; Babesiidae
Exons: 1
Coding region: 1-2259 (752 amino acids)
Source: RefSeq, a predicted model, not a curated record